Molecule: messenger RNA, 926 nt
Organism: Leptonychotes weddellii (Weddell seal)
Lineage: Eukaryota; Metazoa; Chordata; Mammalia; Carnivora; Phocidae
Source: RefSeq, a predicted model, not a curated record
UCAAAUUAUUGGUGGGGAGAAGAUGGGAAGACUGGAUCUAGGUGUAUUUAUUAGUUCAAUCACCCCUGGAGGACCAGCUGACUUGGAUGGAUGCUUAAAGCCAGGAGACCGUUUGAUAUCUGUGAAUAGUGUUAGUCUCGAGGGGGUCAGCCACCAUGCUGCAAUUGAAAUUUUGCAAAAUGCACCUGAAGACGUGACACUUGUUAUCUCUCAGCCAAAAGAGAAGAUACCCAAAGGGCCUUCUACUCCUGUGCACAUUGCCAAUGGCAUGAAAAACUACAUGAAGAAACCUUCCUUCCUUCAAGACAGUGCUAUAGAUUCUUCCGUAGAUCACUGCUGGCCACAUGGUACCGCAAGGCACAUCUCAGAGAGCUCCUUUGGGCUGUCUGGGGGCCUGCGGGAAGGAAGCCUGAGUUCUCAGGAUUCCAGGACUGAAAGCGCCAGCUUGUCCCAGAGCCAGGUCAAUGGUUUCUUUGCCAGCCCUGUAGGUGACCGAACCUGGCGGGAAUCACAGCACGGCAGCCCUUCCCCUUCCGUGAUAUCCAAGACCACUGAGAAGAAGAGGACUUCUACUGACAGUAAUCGAAGCAAAACUAAAAAAACAGGCAUUUCUGAUGCAACAGAUUACUCUGACCGUGGAGAUUCAGACAUGGAUGAAGCUACUUAUUCCAGCAGUCAGGAUCAUCAUACACCAAAAAAGGAAUCUUCCUCCUCAAUGAAUACAUCCAACAAAAUGAAUUUUAAAACUUUUCCUUCAUCACCUCCUAAACCUGGAGAUAUCUUUGAGGUUGAACUGGCUAAAAAUGAUAACAGCUUGGGGAUAAGUGUCACGGGAGGUGUGAAUACCAGUGUCCGACAUGGUGGCAUUUAUGUGAAAGCCGUUAUUCCCAAGGGAGCAGCUGAGUCCGAUGGUAGAAUUCACAAAG